Molecule: messenger RNA, 2409 nt
Organism: Apis laboriosa (Himalayan honeybee)
Lineage: Eukaryota; Metazoa; Arthropoda; Insecta; Hymenoptera; Apidae
Product: ankyrin repeat and death domain-containing protein 1A-like
Exons: 14
Coding region: 194-1846 (550 amino acids)
Biological process (GO): signal transduction
Molecular function (GO): protein binding
Source: RefSeq, a predicted model, not a curated record
CGGAAACGGAGAUCGUCGAUGGUGGUCGUCCUCUUCACCUGACUCUUCCAUCUUUUCAAAUCUCGAUAUAAUUUACACCUGAAAUCAUCGUACAACGUCAGUGAUAGUCACUUCGUACACGCACAUACACACAUUUAAUAAUCUCACGUGAUGAGAGUCGAGAUGUAGAGCAAGUUCGAGGAAGUAACGAAAAAUGGUGGACAAAGAGGAAAUAACGAAGACACCCUCGCCCCUGAAUAUCAACGAGGCGAUCGAGGGGGACGCGUUGAAUCAAAAGACUGCUAGGAUACUUAAGAACGAUCUUCUAUUAUACGAGGCUGUGAUAAAAAAUGAAGCGGACACCGUUCGAAAAGUGCUCAAAGAGACUGUGGACGUCGAUUCCAGAAAUAACUAUGGACGAGCGCCAAUUCAUUGGGCAGCAUCGAGGGGAAAUACGGAGAUCAUCGAGAUGUUGAUACAAGCGAAAUGCGACAUCGAGGCGAGAGACAAGUUUGGCAUGCGUCCGUUACACAUGGCUGCGCGAUAUGGACACAGGGACGCUGUUAAAAUGUUAAUCAACGCUGGAGCAAAUGUGUCAGCGGUGAACAAGAAACAAUAUACUCUUUUAAUGUGUGCUGCUCGAGGCAACAACGUUCGCGUCGUCGAAUAUCUUGCAGAGGCUGUGGAAUCGUUGAACGGAGAUGCAACUGACUGCACCGGUGCAACUGCACUUCACCAUGCAGCUAGCGCCGGUCAUCCGAGUAUGAUAACCGCGCUUUCCAACGUGCCGAGAAUCGAGCUCAACGCGACUGAUAAAAAAGGCCAAACACCGAUACACUGCGCCUGUGCGGAAGAACACCUGGAAGCUGUGGAAGUUUUGAUAGCUCUAGGAGUGAACGUGGACGCUCAGGACUACGAGGGGAACACCCCUCUCCACGUGGCCACGAGAACGAGGCACACAGCCAUAGCUCAAUUAUUGUUAAGAGCCGGGGCGAACACCGAAUUGAUCGACGAAAUAGGUUUCACUCCCCUUCACGUGGCCGCCAGCCAGGGUUGCAAAGGGAUACUAGAGUCGAUGAUUCAACACGGUGCGGCGCUCAACAAACAGUGCAAGUAUGGGAACACGCCUUUGCACUUGGCCUGUCAAAACAACGAAGUAGAAACGGUUGAGAUACUGAUCAAUAAAGGCGUCGAUCUAAAUUGUUUAAAUUCGAGGUUACAAUCACCCUUCCAUAUCGCGACGGAAAUAGGGCACAACGACAUUUGCAAGCUGUUGCUAGCAGCAGGCGCAAACAUCGAGCAAAGAGAUCAGAGCGGAAAGACGCCACUUUACAUCGCGGCGAGGGGCAGUUUCACGGCCAUCGUCGACAUGAUAAUUAAAACAGCGAGAUUGGAUUAUCCCACGCCGGAGGAUUCGACGUCUGACAAAGAAAUUCGAGACUUGACACCGGCUAGAAGAAGAUGGCGAGAGGGAUCGAGGGGUGAAAGUAUCUCGAGUAACAAUAGCGUACUUUCGGAGCAUAUACGAUCGAUUCUGUGGAAAUUGGCGUACAAACAAUUAGGGCCUGAGGAUUGGAAGAAAUUGGCGUCGCACUGGGCGUUUACGAACGAUCAGAUUCGGGCGAUCGAGCAUCAGUAUACGGCUCCCCUUAUAGGUCCUUCGAGUUACAAAGAGCACGGUUUCCGGAUGCUGAUGAUCUGGGCAUCAGGAUUGAAUCCUGAAAUCUCUGUAGGGAGAGAGCUUUGCGACGCUUUGUCCGCGGUGGAUAAAAAAUCUGUUGCUGAAUCCGUUCGUAAGCACAUGGAUCAAGAAAAAGAUGGGAAAACGAAGUUAAAUAAACGAUGUCAUAAAUGUUCCAUCACUUAAGAAUAACGAUUAACGAUUCCAUUCGAGUCGAAAUGAAAUUACGAAGAAAAAAAAAAACUUGGAAAAAUUUUCAGUAGAUAAUUUUAGAGAAAUCUCGCGACAUAUCUGUAGAGACGCUGAUAUUAUCUUUUUUACAAUACGUUUCAACAUAGACUCGCGUAAAAAUAUCAAUUAAAUUCGAGGAGAAAUUUUGAAACGAGUAUAAUUACAAAUCAACGAAAGCUUUUCACAUAUCGCGAAAAUUUGAUUUAAAUAUCUUUGAAUUAAAAUCAUCGUGCAAACGUACAAAUUUUGAAAUCUGAAUAUUUUAAUCUCUUUCUAUAUAUUUUUGAAGAAUUCCAAUCUUCGUUCGGGAACGUUGCAAUUUUUAUUCUUAUUCGUUAGUUUAAAAAAAGAAAAAAAAAAAAGAUAAUCGACGUUUGAAGCCGUCCGAUUUCACUUUAUCUUUUAUUGAAUACUCAUCUUGUUAUUGAAAAACCAUACGAUAUUAUUCAAAUUUGAACUGUAAAUAUACAAAUAUAAUACGUAUCACGAGUUGGAAUAAAUGCGAAAAAAAAAAAAAA